AUGAUAACAUCAAUGUAUUUUAAUGAUAUUAAAGAUUUUAUUAAUUUAGAAAUAGGAAUUAAAAGAUUUCAAGGAAAUAUUGAACGAUUUCAUUUUAAUCCAAUUACAUUAAAUGAAUAUUCAAGAAAGUUCUUUCCUAAUAUUGAAACAUUUCAUAUUUAUAAAUAUAAUGAUAAAAUAUUUAAUGAUGGAAGAAUAUUUAAAAAAGUAAUAUGGUAUUUAGUAAGUUAUUCAAAAUAUUUAAAAGAAAAAGAACAAGGAAAUAUCUGUAAAAAUAUAAAAUAUACAAAAUCAGAUAGAAAAUCAUAUGGAAAUACAAUACCACUAGAAGUUAAAUCACUUGGAUAUGAAUGUUUUUAUGAAUGUUCAUCAUUAACAACAAUUAAUAUACCAACAUCAAUUACUAAAUUAGGAGAUUGUUGUUUUAAUAGAUGUUCAUCAUUAACAACAAUUAAAAUACCAUCAUCUGUUAGUGAAAUAGGAGAUGGUUGUUUUUAUGAAUGUAAGUCAUUAACUAGUAUGAAUAUAGACAAUCUACAAUAUAUUAGUAAAGAAAGAAUAUUUAUGAAUGAACCAGUGUUAGUUCGUAUUAAAAUACCAGAAAAUCUACAAACAAUCAAUGGAAAGAAUAUUGAAAAGAAAGAUAUUAAUGAAUUUAUUAUUCCAUCUUCAAUUACUAAAUUAGGAAAAUGUUGUUUUUAUGAAUGUCCAACACUGACAUCUAUUAAUAUACCAUCAUCAAUUAGUAAAUUAGGAUAUGAAUGUUUUGAUGGAUGUUCAUCAUUAAAAUCAAUUAAAAUACCAUCAUCAAUUAAUAAAAUAGGAUUUAAUUGUUUUAAUGAAUGUUCAUCAUUAACAUCAAUUAAUAUACCAUCAUCAAUUAAUGAAUUAGGAAAUUAUUGUUUUUAUAAAUGUUCAUCAUUAAAAUCAAUUAAUAUAUCAUCAUCAAUUACAUCAUUUGGAGAUGGAUGUUUUUAUGGUUGUGGAUGUGAAGAAGAAUUAAAGAAAAAUAAAAGAAUACCAAGAAAUUGUUUUGAUAGAGGGUGGUAA
This is a messenger RNA of Entamoeba dispar SAW760, 1050 nucleotides long. RefSeq lists its product as uncharacterized. The record is from RefSeq and is a predicted model, not a curated record. The transcript has a single exon. The coding region runs from base 1 to 1050 and encodes 349 amino acids. NCBI's taxonomy places the organism in Eukaryota, Evosea, Mastigamoebida, Endamoebidae.